This is a messenger RNA of Topomyia yanbarensis, 5256 nucleotides long. RefSeq lists its product as uncharacterized. The transcript has 6 exons. The annotation marks the transcript as partial. Lineage: Eukaryota; Metazoa; Arthropoda; Insecta; Diptera; Culicidae. The record is from RefSeq and is a predicted model, not a curated record.
GAAUUCCACGGCAGUGAUUUUAUUACAGAGGAGGAAGAGAAACAACUAUUAGCAGAAGAUGAAGAAGAUUUGGAUGUGAUUGAUUGCUACACGGAAGAUUUUGACAGCGACAUGGAGCGAGAUUUUUGUCGCAAAGAAGCGGAGAAAUUGCGGAACGCAGGAAGGCCUGGCAAAGCCAAAAAAUGUGGCAUUUCUAAGAUACAAUCAAGUAAUAUGAUAGCUGAGCGUAGCUUGAAGGAAUCCGCUGGUGCUAGACAAGACUCGAGAGAUGGUGCAAUGUACGAGGAAAAGGCUGAACCUUUUCAUAAUACCGCAUCGUCGCUGCCUUUGAUAAAAUACCCGUCUUUGACUACGGUUAUGGUAGAAGAAGAUGUUGACGAUGAUGUGAUACAGAUUAACGAUGAUAACAUUGAGCUACUGUUGGAGGACGAACUCGUCAACGGUGAAAGCAAGGUAGAUCGUCCGGAAAUAUCGCUUCGCGCGAAAGACGAAAAGGAACGAGACCGCAUUCUGAAAGAGCCCCUGGUUAAGCAGAUUAUUAUUCCUGAGAUCAGUAUUUCGGAUGAGGAUGACGAAGACAAGGACGAAUUAGGUAGCCAAGAAUCCCUAAGUCUUCAAAUUGAUCAUGCAAUCGAAAGAGCUUCCGAAUUGGUGGGCAAUAAGAGUACAAGCAAGAGAUUGCAUCUUUUGGACCAACAUGAUGAUAACGAUUCCGACGAAGCGGAAAUGGGAAUUAAAAUCGGGUUCGGCCCGGAUAGCAGUGGAUCAUGCAUGGAAAGUUUUCACCAAGAGGAUGCCGAUUUUCAGCAGCUCAAGCUUGAAUUCUAUGAAAAUGUGGGCGUGAUGGGUUACGAACCGGAAGAAGAACUGUCAAAAUGUCACAAAACUGAUGAGGAAGACGACGGCUCGCUGCUACCGAAAGCGAUGAUUCGUAUAAAGGAGGAACCUACCACUCCAGUGAAGGAACGGUUGUACCGAUUGAACAUUCCUGCGGAAGAUAUCCCCACCAUCGAUCUGACAUCUUCCGAUGAAGAAGCGGUAGAGAAGUGUAAUACCGACAAGAAAGGGGACGAAAAGCAGAAAGAACCUCGGAAGAGGGGUAGAAAGAAGAAGUCUGAGUACAUUAUGGUAGAGCCAUUAUCUUCGGAGGAUACUAUGGUAGAGACUGCGGUAUCAGAUCGAUCGAUCGGUUCACGAAACAGGAAAGAUUCAGAUGCUGCUUCAAUGCUAUCAGUUGACGAUUCAGUUCUUUCGAUUGGUUAUAGUGAUCGCGUCAUUUCGUUGCGUAAACGAAAGGUGACGGUUCUACCAGAAGCCACACUAACCAUUUGCUCCAAAAAAAGGAAACCUGCUGAUAUGAAAAAAGAACCUACCAAAAUUAAGAAACGUGAUAAUCCGGCUAUGAGAGGUUACAAGCGUCGUAAGCCUGGGAGAUCGGCAUCAAAAUUAAGCAUGGUUUCCGUUUCCACAGCAUCAUCUUCACUUUUAGAUGAAGAUAUAUUUGGUACAGAUACAGUCGAAGAAGUUCUAACUCCAGAUCCGUCCGAAGCGUUGAUCGCUAAUGGAAGCAAAAUGGACGGUUCUGUAGAAAAUGAUUCCGAAGUCAGCAAUCCCGACAAGGAUACGGAAAAGGAACAAUCCAAAGAAGAGUUGCUGGAUACAACUCUGAAAGAUGCAAUCGCAAAGGAGCUGGAAACGGAAAUCUCAGUCGCCGACAGCAGCAUGACAACACAUGAAUUGCAACCCGAUAACGUUGUAGAUCUUCCUGUAGCAACGACAGAUAUUGCCUUAGAAGAUAUGUUGGAGUCCUAUUUCGCCAAUGAGGAGGAACAAAAAAACACCAACCCAGCACUGUACACAAUUUCUUCGGAUGAGAAACUUUUGAUGGAUUCGUUAUUUGCUGACUAUGAGAAGCAGACUCUGCAGGGGGCUAAUCAAGAUACCGUCGCAGUACUUUCGUCUAUUGUGGCUGACGGGAAACCGUUAGUUGAACAACAAAAUUCUACGUUGGAUAACGAUCAAGUUACUAUCAAUUAUACCAUCUCCGACGGGAUAAAUCCCCCGACGGUUGUACCUGUACAUUUCGCUGCAGAUCAGCAGUCCGUGGAUAUACAGACUAACAAACAGAGAGGACCUCAUUUCAAAAUAAUUCAGAACUACGAUCGAUAUAAGAAACUGCUUCAGGCUCGAUCCAACAAGCAGACGAAAACGAUUGAACCAAUUCCCCGUUCGAAACCCGGUCGCAAACGGGCAGAUUCGGAUGAAGAAUAUCGCCCGAAAAGCUACAUGAAAAAACGUCUUUUUGCUCGACCACGUAAACGUACCCCUGCACCGGUUAAAUCCAGUUGCUUCUCGCCAACAGGAGAGUACAUUGAAAACGAUGCCGUGGAUGCGACACAGACAUUCAAAAAUAUGCCGUCGUUAGAGGAAGAUUUAGCUUUGACCAGUUCCGAGAAUAGUUCCAUGGAAAAUGCUCCCAAGGAAUCGCAGUCCAAAGAUUCGAUCUGUGAGAAAAAUGGGGACGGCAAUCAGAAGCAACUUGCGGGAAAGGAGAAUGUACAGCAAACAAUAUCAAAUGAAAAGGUUACGGGUAAAGCUGUAGUUGUUGGAAAAGUGGCACCGAAGCAACCCGGUAAACGUGGUCGACCCAGGUUGAAUGGGUUAACAAUUUGCGAUUUCUUUUGUACGUCUUCUGGAAAAAAGAAAGCAAUCUGUACAUCCUCGUGUUGUCACAGUGACACGCAAAAAGAUUCUGGUUCCCAACAAUCGCUAACUGAAAAUGGUGCAAAGGUAACUAAGAAAGUGACAAAGAAGCGUAAGAAGAAGCUUAUUGUUAGUUCCAGUGACGAGGAAACAAUGUCGCUUAAUGGGCUUGUCAGUUCAAGCACGGAAGAGGAAGGAGAACCAGCUAGCACGCUGAAACAAGCCAUUGAUGAUAAUGUUGAAGAUGCUGAUAAUACCACACAAACUGAUCUAAAGAUGAACAAAGUGCAAGUUAUAAUAUCGCCGUUAACUGAUGAAAAAAUCCGAAAAAUCAACACCCCAAAGAAAAAAAAGUUGAACGCUCUAACCAAGGCAUGCCAGACGGAAAUUAGUGGCUUGACAUGGUCUGUCGAGCUUGACCAGAUCGAUUUUCAUUCAGAGUACUUUGAGAAGCUUCGUGUUUUGCUCAAUACUGGAGCAUCACGGAACGUUCUUCGGCGAGUUUUCAACGAUUUACCUAAGCAAGCAAGUAAGCCUCCUUCAAGAACUCAAAGCGACUUCAGCGAGGUUGAAUUGCCAAACCGAGCAACUUUGCAACUGUCAAUAAGUUCGCCUGCUUCGGAGAUUCCGUCCGAUCGAGCUGUCUGUCAAGCAAGAAGUACUGUGGAAGAACUGUUAUUCCAGCGAGAUAUGGACGAAAUUGAAGUACCCACAAAAAAUCCGAAUGACCAACAAGCUCGCGAACAGCUGGAACAAACCGUAAAAAAUGUGCGCUCUACUUUCCGUAUUCCAAAGCUUGCGAAGCAGCCCUCGACGUCUCCACAGCCGGUGACUUCUUCUACGCAAAGCAUAUUAGAAACCUACGGCAGCAAGGACGAUGAACCAAGAGUCACUCAGUUGCCAACAUCAUCGCGAAACAUCAGCCGUGUUGAAGCCAUUGGUCGUAGUGUCAUGAAGGACAGUGGCUCGAACCGCCCUGAUGACCAUGAUUACGUCGAUGAUGAAACUGAAAGCUACCGCUCCUCCAAUGCCAGUGUACAAUCGCACGAUCGAGAGGAUCCUCGGCUAAACGUCUUGAUGUUGGAAAGAUUUGAAGCAACUGCUUGUGUUCGAAGCAACAGUUCUUCCAGUCUGGCGAGCCCUCUGAGUUUCGCGAAUGCUGUAAACUCCAACUACGUACCACCAGCUAGAAAUGAAAAUGACAAACGCAGCGCACCACCACAGCCUAGUGUUAACAUUCUGCAGGUCCCAUUACCGCUGGAAAUACGUACUGGCCUGCCGGAUCGUGCGGAAAUGAUGAACGUCAAACGUACUAUCCGCAAUGACAUGACACAACAAUCGUCCGCAGUAUUAGUCCAACCACCAGCAGCUUCGCAAAUCACGCAACCGCAGUUACCGUGUUCUCUACAGUCCAUACAGCUCCCCUUGGGUCGUCCACCGCAGAUGCAGGUUGCAGAUGAGUACAAAUUCAACCCGCCACCGUUGCCUGGUUUCCAUACGUUCGGAACGUUCGCGCCGUACGGUGGUAACGGUAAUGCGUUCAACAGAGGAUAUUCUGUCAGCAACGAACUUGAUGUUAAGCCGUCUAUCUCCGGUUCAUACAGUGGAUGGAACAAUUUCGGCCGAAACGAUAUGAUGGGCGUAGGGGGUGCUCAUCCAGCUGGAAUCAACGAUUUCAUGGCCAUGCUGUAUGACCAAUUCAAACAACAGCAAAUACCGCAGGUCGCGGCUGGUCCAAGUCAUCCGCCUAUGUUUGCUCAAUGGUUUCCCCAAUCGGGUAUCGCACCUGCCGCUGCCCCCAGCAAGCCUACAGGGCAUCCCAAUGAUACCGUAGAAAUGAUUAGCUAUUUGUUUGGUUGUUACGACUUCCUCACCGACAGAUGUAUCAAAGUCAACUGUAGAUACUCACAUGUGCUACCCAGGGAGGAAGAAUUGCUUCAAAAACUAUCGAUCCAAAAUUGCGAAUUCAUUAUGGCAACCUAUCGAUUGGUGGCUAGCCGAGAUGAUUUGUUCGUGAAAUACUUCCCAGUGUAUGCAAACGUAAUGGGUCGGAACAAAAUGCGCCACCAGUUAGUCGGUACAAUACAGGAUUGCGAGAAACCAAAGAGGCCACUGCAGUAUUACCGCCACAUUGUGGAAGGUCUGAAAUUCAGUGGGACCAGUCCAGUGCAAGCCGUACAAAUAGUACUUGAAAAACACAAAAAGACCAACUUCCAUCAGAUUAACGUUCUGGUGGAACUAAUUGUAGACACGGCAGAUGGAGUUGCAACGUUUCUUCGAUGGUUGGAGGACUUCAUGAACGUCAGAGGCUAUCAAUAUGAAAUACCAGCAGUCAACAGAUUGGUCGAUAUAUGUAUUGCCUACGAGCAGGCUCCUAGGGAGUUGGCUAAAUUUGUUUCAAAACUGGUUCUGAAAGUUGCGACCGGCGAAGAACACUUGAUCAAUACAGCAGCAUUGCUGGAGUUUGUUAAAAAGGUGCGACAGGAUGCUGAUAUGAUUUUAGAUGUUGAAGAGAUUGUCAAAAAAUAUGGCAAAGUAGUAAUGAGAUCUUAG